Messenger RNA from Papaver somniferum (opium poppy), 845 nucleotides. RefSeq names its product major latex protein 146-like. The record is from RefSeq and is a predicted model, not a curated record. The transcript is spliced from 2 exons. The coding region runs from base 166 to 642 and encodes 158 amino acids. Lineage: Eukaryota; Viridiplantae; Streptophyta; Magnoliopsida; Ranunculales; Papaveraceae. Gene Ontology annotation, biological process: defense response.
UUCAAUCAAUAGUAAAGUUUGGCAGCGUCAUCAUGAACUGUUAAUCCACUUCUUCAAUUUCUAUAUAAACCCGUUACAAGCAACAUGGACACAAUAUCAGCUGUUCUUGUUUUUCAUAGUUCCAUAUACUUUUGUGCAAUUUAAGCCAACCAGCAUCAACUAUCCAUGGCUCAUCACGGUGUUUCAGGCCUAGUUGGGAAACUUGUAACUGAAUUGGAGGUCAAUUGCGAGGCUGACAAAUAUUAUAAAAUUUGGAAGCACCAUGAAGAAGUUCCACAGGCAGUUUCCCAUCUAUUCACCGGCGUCAAGGUUAUCGAAGGAGAUGGACUUCUUUCCGGUUGUAUUAAGGAAUGGGACUAUAUUUUUGAGGGUAAGGCGAUGAGCGCUAAGGAGGAAACUACACAUGACGAUGAAGCAAGGACUUUACAUCACCGUCUUUUUGAUGGAGAGUUGAUGAAGGAUUACAAGAAGUUUGAUUCCAUAAUUGAAGUUAAUCCAAAGCCUAAUGCACAUGGAUGCAUUGUGACUUGGUCUAUUGAGUAUGAGAAAAUGAAGGAGGAUUCUCCGGUUCCCUUUGGUUAUCUAGCUUUCUUCCAUCAGAACAUCGUAGACAUUAAUUCUCACCUCUGCGUUUCUGAAUAAAAUGUUGAUACCAUGGUACAUGAACACGACUUUAGUGUUGGGUUUGUACAUGGUAUCUGUUGUUAUAAUUUGUUGCGUUCUUGCAGUAUGCAUUGACUUAGGUACUCAAUUCCAACAUUGGUACAAUUGAGUUGUUUGAUUGCUUCUUAUCUAAAGUAUGUAUGGUAAUUUCUUUACAGAGCAAAAAAUAAAAAUAAAAAUAA